Molecule: messenger RNA, 452 nt
Organism: Dichomitus squalens LYAD-421 SS1
Lineage: Eukaryota; Fungi; Basidiomycota; Agaricomycetes; Polyporales; Polyporaceae
Exons: 1
Coding region: 22-195 (57 amino acids)
Source: RefSeq, a predicted model, not a curated record
UAUGGCUCUUGGAAACCUUUGAUGGCUGGCAAAGGCAGUGCGGAGCCAUGGGACACCGGAGAAGGCACUGUGCUGUUCGAGCGCACUUCUACGCCUAGGCGGUACCUCGAGGGUCUCGGAUUAUCCCCGCCAGAGCUGGGCAUAGCAGAGUCCCGGGUCAGCGAAAGCCGCAGCGUGAGCAUUCUUCCUGCUUGAGUCUCAAUUGAAAACUCCUUCGAAGCGGUGCCGCUGCGGAAGCACCAAGAGCGGAUGUGAACGGGAUGAUUGAUCGAGUGUUGGUCCCCGAGCCGAGCGCCGUUGACAAUCCUACCGUCUCGCGGAGAAACUAGGACACCAAGCAGCCCCAUACUCUCACCAAAGUCGCAGCUGCAACGCCCGACCUUGAUAGCGACAUAGUCCCCAGUGCUGUUUAAUACUCCUAUGGUAGAUGACUCCGACAAAGUGCGCGUCAG